Triplophysa dalaica is the source of this 2500-nucleotide messenger RNA. RefSeq names its product heat shock cognate 70 (gene hsc70). The record is from RefSeq and is a predicted model, not a curated record. Gene Ontology annotation, molecular function: heat shock protein binding; ATP-dependent protein folding chaperone; ATP hydrolysis activity. Lineage: Eukaryota; Metazoa; Chordata; Actinopteri; Cypriniformes; Nemacheilidae. Gene Ontology annotation, cellular component: cytoplasm; plasma membrane; cytosol. Bases 118 to 2061 code for a protein of 647 amino acids. The transcript is spliced from 9 exons. Gene Ontology annotation, biological process: protein refolding; cellular response to unfolded protein; vesicle-mediated transport.
CCUAUAAGCUCAGAAGAGUCAAAGAGUGCAGGAGACACAAGAACAGACUCGGUGCUGAGGGACACAACACAUUUCCUCUCACUUAUCUCUCAAGUACAACUUUUCCAGUAAGGCAGGAUGUCUAAAGGUCCAGCUGUGGGUAUCGAUUUGGGCACCACCUACUCCUGCGUGGGCAUCUUCCAGCAUGGAAAGGUGGAGAUAAUCGCCAACGACCAAGGAAACAGAACGACCCCCAGCUAUGUUGCUUUCACAGAUACUGAAAGACUCAUCGGAGAUGCAGCUAAAAACCAAGUGGCCAUGAACCCCAACAACACAGUGUUCGAUGCCAAGCGUCUGAUUGGUCGACGCUUCGAUGACCCAGUGGUUCAGUCUGACAUGAAAUACUGGCCAUUUAAAGUCAUCAAUGAGGGCAGCAAACCCAAGAUGGAGGUGGAGUACAAAGGAGAGAUAAAGACCUUCUUUCCAGAGGAGGUGUCCUCUAUGGUCCUCACCAAGAUGAAAGAAAUUUCGGAGGCCUAUCUUGGCAAGCCCGUGUCAAACGCAGUCAUCACAGUUCCCGCUUACUUCAACGACUCUCAGCGGCAAGCCACAAAAGAUUCAGGAACCAUCGCAGGCCUCAACGUACUUCGCAUAAUCAAUGAACCAACAGCAGCUGCCAUUGCGUACGGACUUGACAAAAAGGUUGGUGGUGAACGCAACGUUCUCAUCUUCGACCUGGGUGGCGGCACCUUCGAUGUGUCCAUCUUGACAAUUGAUGAUGGCAUCUUUGAAGUCAAAGCCACCGCCGGUGACACCCACUUAGGUGGUGAGGACUUUGACAACAGAAUGGUCAACCACUUCAUCGCCGAGUUCAAGCGCAAGUUUAAGAAAGACAUCACCGGCAACAAACGCGCAGUCCGUCGCCUGCGAACGGCAUGCGAGCGUGCCAAGCGCACCCUCUCCUCCAGCACGCAGGCCAGCAUCGAGAUCGACUCUCUGUACGAAGGCGCCGACUUCUACACUUCCAUCACCAGAGCACGUUUCGAGGAGCUCAACGCCGACCUCUUUCGUGGAACGCUGGAUCCAGUGGAAAAGGCUCUGCGGGAUGCGAAGAUGGACAAGUCACAGAUCCACGACAUUGUGCUGGUUGGCGGCUCCACUCGCAUUCCCAAAAUUCAGAAGUUGCUUCAGGACUUCUUCAACGGAAGGGAUCUUAACAAAAGCAUAAACCCGGAUGAAGCAGUCGCGUAUGGUGCUGCGGUCCAGGCAGCCAUCUUAUCUGGCGAUAAAUCGGAGAAUGUGCAAGACCUGUUGCUGCUGGAUGUUACUCCUCUCUCUCUGGGCAUUGAGACAGCCGGCGGUGUCAUGACUGUGUUGAUCAAAAGGAACACCACCAUUCCUACCAAACAAACCCAGACGUUCACCACCUACUCAGAUAACCAGCCUGGUGUCCUGAUCCAGGUAUAUGAGGGAGAGAGAGCCAUGACAAAGGACAACAACCUUCUAGGCAAAUUUGAGUUAACGGGGAUCCCUCCCGCCCCUCGUGGUGUGCCGCAGAUUGAAGUUACUUUCGACAUUGACGCCAAUGGCAUUCUCAAUGUAUCCGCGGUGGACAAAAGCACUGGCAAGGAGAACAAGAUCACAAUCACCAAUGACAAAGGUCGAUUGAGCAAGGAAGACAUUGAGCGUAUGGUACAAGAAGCUGACCAGUAUCGUUCAGAGGACGAAGCUCAGAAAGAGAAGGUCACAGCCAAGAACACAUUGGAAUCGUUGGCUUUCAACAUGAAGAGCACCGUGGAAGAUGACAAGCUAAAGGACAAGAUCAGUGCAGAUGACAAAAAAGUCAUCAUUGACAAAUGCAAUGAGGUCAUUGCCUGGCUGGACAAGAACCAGACUGCAGAAAAGGAAGAGUAUGAGCACCAACAGAAGGAGCUGGAAAAAGUUUGCAACCCCAUCAUUACCAAACUCUAUCAGGGUGCUGGCGACAUGCCGGGAGGAAUGCCAGGGGGGAUGCCCGGAGGAUUUCCUGGGGGGGCUGGAGGUGGUGCCUCCUCAGGUCCUACCAUUGAGGAAGUUGACUAAUCCAGCAAAAAAGAAGAGGAAUAUUCAAAGUCGCACUUAAACACAGCACAUUUUACAUCAAUGUUUCUCAAACAGACUUCUUAUGAUUCAUUUAAUAUCACAUUAUUGACCCGGUGUGUUAGAUGAGACCAACUUACAGCUUGUGACCAAAGCAAUAUGUGUCACUUACAUAACAACAUUGGCAUUCGCACGUUUCCUUACAUGUUAGAACAUCACAUUUGCAAAAACAUCUGAAAUACCUGUAAACUAUUAUUUAAUGGUUGCAAAAGUUAGUCAUGCUACACAAAGCGCGGAAAUACUUGGGGCGGAGCUUUGUAACCUGUUCCACAGGAAUAGCUUUUUAAUGUUUCAAUUGCUGUUCUAUGAUUCAUUAUUUAACGUAUGACUCAAGAUGCUACAAUAAACAUUUGAAUUCCUCAAAUCGUGUCUCGUGUUUUUG